This is a messenger RNA of Sinocyclocheilus anshuiensis, 543 nucleotides long. RefSeq names its product hereditary hemochromatosis protein-like. The record is from RefSeq and is a predicted model, not a curated record. Gene Ontology annotation, biological process: immune response. Gene Ontology annotation, cellular component: external side of plasma membrane. Lineage: Eukaryota; Metazoa; Chordata; Actinopteri; Cypriniformes; Cyprinidae. The transcript has 5 exons. Bases 1 to 543 code for a protein of 180 amino acids.
AUGGAAACUUUGAAGGGUUACCUUAAAAAGAGAGGAAAUCAAAUUUCUUCUGCAGUGAAACCCAGAGUCAGACUUAUCCAGAAAGCAAACUCUGAUUCUGGAGGGUUUCGUGUGAGUUGUUUGGCAACAGGAUUUUACCCUCGUCACAUCAACCUGACCCUGUUCAGAGACGAGCAGCCUGUAUCUGAUCAUGAGAUCACUGGAGGAGAUCUGCUGCCCAAUGCUGACGGGACGUACCAGAUGAGGAAGAGUCUGGAGAUCAGUGCUGCAGACAAACACAGAUACACCUGCUCUGCCACACACCUCAGUCUGGACAACAAACUGGACGUAACUUUAGAGUUUGAAUUUAAAUCCAUGAUUCCCUCAAUUUUGAUAGUUUUGGCUCUGGUGUUGAUGUUUGGAACUGGAGCAGUUAUAUAUAAAUGGAAACAAGGAGCUUCAUCUAAAAGUGCUUAUUUUGCUGCUUCUUCAUCUGAAGAGAGUUUGAAAACAACAUCAAAACACAAAACACAACAGGAAGCUGUUGUGAAGGAAACAUCUUAA